This is a messenger RNA of Heterostelium album PN500, 1647 nucleotides long. RefSeq lists its product as uncharacterized. The record is from RefSeq and is a predicted model, not a curated record. Bases 1 to 1647 code for a protein of 548 amino acids. NCBI's taxonomy places the organism in Eukaryota, Evosea, Eumycetozoa, Acytosteliales, Acytosteliaceae. The transcript is spliced from 3 exons.
AUGGAAUCACUUGAAAGACAACAACAACAAAUGAAUUGGGCAGAUGAAACAGAGAAUGAGGAGAGAGAGAGAGAGUUGGAGACUCAAGCUUUAGAGAAGGAGUUGCGUGAUAAUCCCGAGAAGAUGGCUCAGGUCAAGCAAGAGGAAGCGGAAAGAGAGCAACGUGAGCGUGAGAUGCAACGUGAGCGUGAGGAGCAAGCUCAGCAACAAGCUCAACAGCAACAACAUCAUCAACAACAAUACCAACAGGGUGGUAGUGGUUAUAACAAUAACAACCGUGGUGCAUACAAUAACAACCGUGGUCCAUACAAUAACAAUCGUGGUGGAUUCAAUAACCAACAACAACAACAAGGUGGUGGAUAUAGAAACAACAACGAUAAUCGUGGUGGAUAUAGCAACAACAACAACAAUAACAACUAUGGUCGUGACAACAACCGUAGUGGAUACAACAACCAACAACAAGGUGGUGGAUACAGAAGCGAUAACCAACAACAAAGAGUUGGAUACAACAAUAACAACAGCUUUAACAACAAUAAUCAACAAAGAGUUGGAUACAAUAAAUAUAACAAUAACAACAACAAUGAUUAUAAUAACAAUAGACAGCAACAAUAUGGUGAGAAUGGUGGACGUCCACAAUACAACAAUCAACAAGGUGGACAGCAACAAGGUGGACAACAACAACAACAACAACCACGUAAAGAAUAUGCCGAUCAAGGAUUGACUGUUGUCGUUAGUGGACACCCAGAGACUGUCACCACCGAGGACAUCGGUGUGUUCAUUGAGGAUCACCCAAUGUUUGAGGAGAAGCCACUCAUUGCUAGCGUUGAAAGCUCGCAAAAGAACAACUUGAUCUACGUCGUUCUCAAGGAUACCAAGAGUUUCGACAUGGUUUGCAAGUUGAACGGUGAGAAACUCCCAAAUACCGACGUCCAAUUGAGCAUCAAGUCACUCGCUGCCAGCAAAGCUGAAUAUAAAGCACAACAGAUGGCCAAUCAACAACAAAAUCAACAACAUCAACAUCAGCAUCAACAUCAAAGACAACAACAACAACAAUCGAACGCUGCAUUCGGACAGCCACGACAGACCUCGGCGAAUCCAUUUGGUGGUGCACAACCCGUCGAUAUAGAUAGAAUUCAAAGAGAGCGUGAACGUGAUGACACCAAGAGACCAUACGAACAAGAUCAAGAUAACAACAACAACAGCAAACAAUCAUCAUACCAGCCACCACAACAACAACAACAACAACAAAAUGUCAACAACGCUGACAACAACAACGAAGACAAUCAAAACUACCGACGUGAUAACAAACAAGCUAGAAAACCAAUGCAAUCAUCCACCGACAGCACAGGUAGCAACAGUAAAUUUGAUAAAUUUGACAAGUUUGACAGAAACAACAAUAGCAGUUUGAACAACAGCGGUGACAACAACAAAUAUCAACGUCCAAACAGAGACUUCACCAAGAAAUCAUCUGACAGACUACCACAACAAAACAAGAAAGAAACACCAGUUAAAGACGAAGAUGGAUGGGUAUCAACCGGUAAAUUGAAAGAACCAAAGAAAGAAGUCGUUCAAAAAGCUACUCCCAAAAAGGAAGCAGCCAUUCAAAAUAAAUUCCAAGCACUCAUGGUUGAUGACGAUGAGGAAUAA